Brassica rapa (field mustard) is the source of this 17373-nucleotide messenger RNA. Its product is annotated as putative B3 domain-containing protein At4g12617. The record is from RefSeq and is a predicted model, not a curated record. NCBI's taxonomy places the organism in Eukaryota, Viridiplantae, Streptophyta, Magnoliopsida, Brassicales, Brassicaceae.
UUGUUUACCCAGAUUAUAAGAAAUAUUUUUUAAAUAAAUAAAAAUAAUUUGUUAUAAUUUAUUUUAGGAAAAUGCAUUAAUUAAACUAUAGAAGACAAAAAUGUUAAAAAAUAAGUAAAUUUAUUACUUCAGUGGCAUUUAAAUGUAAAUAACUUUGAAAACUAAGGGACAAUUUAUGUUGGUACUUCUUUUUUAAUAAUAGAUAUAUUUCUUAUUAUAUUGUUUAAAUAUCUUAUUUAUAAUCUUUCAAGUUAUAAACGGAAAUUUAGAUCAAAGCAGUUUCCGUUAGACUUAACUUUUUCCAUAAAUGGCAAGUACUUUUUGAACGCGGGGAGGCGUGGAGCAUGCGUUACAUUUACUCAAAUCACACAACCUAGAAUAAGUAUUGGGUUUAAAUCGACUUCUAUAGAAUCCAGAUCGAUCUUUUGGUUAGUGAAGUUUUGAAUCAUUUAAAAAUCGGCAUAAGUUCAGUUCGAAUUUGGGUUGAUCCCUAUCAGUUUUAAGUUUGUUUGGGUUUCAGUGUUAAAUUGGUUUUGUUCGGAUUUUUUUUUCUUUAUUGGUUCGGGUUUUGGAUCUUAAUAAAAGGGACUUGAUAAAAUCCACAUGACUUACUUAUGUGUUGAUAGAAAAAUACACAUGACUAGUAGUAAUGUGUUGAAUCAUCUUUUUCCUCUUUACAAACAUUUCAAUCUUCAACAUAACUAUAGCAUACAUAAUCAUAUAUUCCUAUACAUAUCGGUGACUGGUCCAACAAAAAUACAAUAUUCAAGGAGGAGAUAACUAUCAUCUUCUCUGUAGGGCCGUUCGUGACAAAAGAGUGAUGUAUAUGUGCUAAAUAAAGGCACAUGUCAUAAUUCGUAAGAUAUUUUCAAGAUAUCCAAUCCAUGAAAUGUGCAAACAAAAGUGACGUUGACAAAGAAAAAUAUCCAUACAUGACUACAUGUUUUUUUCUUACAUCAAAAAUGAGAUUAUCAUGUACCAUUUCGAUUUCGAGCCCCAAAUAGGCCCAUACAACGAUAACUUCAAAGAGGAAUUAGAAAUGGGUUUGGGCCCAUAUUGCAAGCUUGAGUAGUGGUCAGCGACAGAUUGAUACUUGAAUCGAUUCCAGAGUCUUAUCGAUUUCUGCUUUUACACGACUCGCGGGUUUAUUCCGGUUGUGGGGGUUUCGGUUAUAAUAAAAGACUAGAAGGGGUGUGAGGAAGAAACCCUAAAUCGCCAUGGAUAAGGAGAGAUACAGGAGCACCAGGGACUAUCGCGAUCGUGAUUCGAGUGCGGAUCGUUCGCCGGAACGCGAAGCCGGACGCCGCCAUCGCAAUGGAGAUUCAAAGCGUCGCGAUUCAGAUCACCACCUGUCAUCGAGGCGCGACGAUAGGGAGGAUGAGAGAGAUAGAGCUCGGGAGAGAAGGAGAUCUGUUGAGCGUAGCCCUGAAGCAAAUCCACGAGAUUACAAUUGCUAUGAUAUCCAACACUUCGAUGCCUACCAUUUUUUUCUAAAUGGAUAAGUUAUGAGAUACGUAUCAAACCCACAUGCAUUGACUACAAACAUGGGAUGACACCACACACCUUGUGUGCCUCUUUAAAAUAUACCUUAGGCGCACACUGAUUGCUAAACCCUAAUUCUAGGAUCUCCAAACAAUCUCUUUUUUUUUUCUUAUAAGAAUAAGGAAGUCUUUUCUCAUCUUAAAUAAAAUAUUCAAAAUGAUUAUUCAGCUCAGGAGCCACGUCCUGGCUUGUCCACCGGUGACCCUAAGUCGUUGUUCUCGUCUGUACUACAGUAUGAGUAUGACAUGUGUCAAGCUCACAUGCAUUGACUAUCAACCGACAGCAACAUAACAUUGCUAUCUACAAACACCUGCAAUAUUCAUAGAACAUUAUCACCACAGAUCUACAAUUUUUUUAUGGUGCGAUGACACCACACACCUUGUGUGCCUCUCUGAAAUAUACCCUAGACGCAUGGCUUUUUUUUUUUCUGUUGGUAUAGACUUCAAACACGCUAUUUAAAAUGGUGUAACCUAGUCCAUACAGACUGUGAAUCAUAUCCCAAUUUUAAAUAGUGUGUUUGAAGGCUAUAAGUCUAAUUUCUCAUUUAUAUCUACAUCAAUGAUAGUUUAUAUAUAUUUUACAAACUGAAUACACUCGUUUAAAACUUUGGAGUAAACUUUCUUCAGUAUUACAAAUAUAUACAACCAAGAGUCUAUGCAGCAGUGAAUGGAUUUACGACGACGCUGGUCCCCCAAAUUUCACUCAUUUGUCACACCAUAGUCACAGAUUGAGACUCAUGGCGAUGUUAUUGGAUUUUUGGUUGUACAAAAUUUAGGUAAUUUAAUUCGAACUUAUUUUACUUGGCUGAUUGAAGGAUCUUAGCAACCUCAUUUCUCGAACAUGUAUAAACUAUAUAUUAACUAUACUAAGUAUAUUAAAAAGGUCAAACCUAAAACCCACAUAUAUAACUAAAAACGUCAAACCUCAAACCAAUUAGUGAUAAGUUGAUUAACAAAUUUUUUAUAUAUAUUUUAAGAAUACCAAGUUGAUUGUAUUAGUUAGGAAAACUUCAAACCCCGGAAAUUGAAUUACAAAAAUUGAACUUUGGUUUUGUUUUGUGUUACUAAAUAAUCUAAAUCAAAUAAAUAAGAGAUUCCUUGGUAGAUUAUUUACCAUUAAUAAUGUUUAUAAAUUAUGAAAAAAAAUUAAAAUUUUAUUUAUUAAUUAUUGAAAUAUUCACUAGGAGAUGAAUAACUAAGUGUUAUAAAGGGCACAUGUUCAACAUAUAGAAGCCAACGUGGAAGAAAGCUGGAGAAAGUUGACAGUUUUAGUGAUUAUAUGUGUAGAUAUAUAAAUAGCUUUGAUAUUCUUAAGAUAAAUUUCUACAUUUUUAUUAUAUAUUAAUCAGUAUAUGUCAGAACUUUAACAAAUAUUAGUUUAAAAAUAGUAAAAGAUUCAGAAUGUUCUAAUAUUAUGAAAUAUCCAACAAUUAAUCUUAUCAUGCCUAAAAUAUAACACAUUCACUUACUAGUGCAAGAAUCUGAGGAUAUCAAAGGAAACAAAAAUCAUAUCUUUCUAAUAAAUGCAAAGUCUUCAUUACAAUCCACAAUGCAACACAACUUAUUGUUAUUAUAUAUAAUCCUUAAUAACACACUAUUAUUUACAACACAACUAUUGUAUAUCAUUUAGUCCAAUAGUCAUAUAUCUUUGUGUGCUAACUCAUGGCAGGUACUGAUCUAUAUCCAGAUGCCCCGUUCGACCCAAAGAGCGAAAGGAACAUCUUCAUUACGUUGACAGAAUCAGAGAUAGGUUUAAGUAAUACGAUAACGAUGUCGAAAGAGUUACUAGAAGCAAAUGUAUUUAUUUAUCUUCCUAGCAAGGAUGUCACAGGAUUGAUACAACACAACGAGGCAAUUCUUAUGGAUGUUUUUGAUUAUGAUACUAAGAUUACAACUACUCAUAUCAUAAGAAAAGAUGGAGAUAAAGAUUUCAAAUUUCAUGGAUGGAAUACGGUACUCCAAGGAAAACAUUUCAGGACAGGUGAUACUAUUGUGUUUUGGUGGGAUGUCUUUCACUUAAGACUUAAUUUCAAGCAAUUCAUGUUUUCUUUUGUAUAAAUACAUUCCUAUUCGCUGCUUCAUUUAAUGUUGUUGUUUUCUAUUUGAAUUAUGUUUCCAAAGCUCAUGUUGUAAUUCAAAAGUUAUAAAUAAAGCCAUUUAGCCUUAAGAUGAUAUUUCUAAUCUAAUUAAGGUAGAGAGUGGAGAGUGGAAACAACCGUCUUUUGUUGUUCACAUGAAUGCAGAGUUACCGAUUUGGUUUGCGGAGUCUUCAUGAAUUUGUUUAUGUUGAUGAAAAAAAACAAUAAUAAUAAAAAGGUGUUAAAAAAUGUGUGCUUUCGUAAAGAGAGCUAAAUAAAUCCCAAUUAAAACAAAAAUAUAUUUGACAUUUUAUCCAUCAAAAUAUGUAUUUAGUAUUUAUGAGAAAAGAAAAGGUAAAUCAAAGUUUUGAAAUAUAAACAAUUGUAUAAAAAAUUUAAGUGAAACAAUUGUAUCAAUUUGUGAGUUUGUACUAAUAAGUGACAUUGCCUGUUAAGAUUUUGGAUCCUGGAAAAUCCCCUAUAUAUUAAUUGAGGAUCAUUAAAAAAGUUGUAAUCUUAAGUUUGUACUAAUUAAAAAGUUAGGUUACGUGGCAACUUAAGAAUCAAUUGAAAAAUAUUGGUCUACAUCCAAUUACUAGAGGACAUUAUAUUAACCCAAAAUAUAAAAAAAAGUGUAUUCUUUCUUUCAAUAAAAGCUAUGAAACUUUCUAAUAUGAUUAACAUAUAUAUCGCAAUUAAUGACUAUAAAUAAUAAAUAGUUGAUAAAAAAAAUUGCGACAACGACGCUGGUCUAUGCAGCAGUGAAUGGAUUUACUCUUGGUCUCCCAAAUUUCACUCAUUUGUCACACCGUAAUCACAGUUUGAGACUCAUGGCGAUGUUAUUGGAUUUUUGGUUGUACAAAAUUUAGGUAAUUUAAUUCGAACUUAUUUUGCUUGGCUGAUUGAAGGAUCUUAGCAACCUCAUUUCUCGAACAUGUAUAAACUAUAUAUUAACUAUACUAAGUAGAUUAAAAAGGUCAAACCUAAAACCCACAUAUAUAACUAAAAACGUCAAACCUCAAACCAAUUAGUGAUAAGUUGAUUAACAAAUUUUUUAUAUAUAUUUUAAGAAUACCAAGUUGAUUGUAUUAGUUAGGAAAACUUCAAACCCCGGAAAUUGAAUUACAAAAAUUGAACUUUGGUUUUGUUUUGUGUUACUAAAUAAUCUAAAUCAAAUAAAUAAGAGAUUCCUUGGUAGAUUAUUUACCAUUAAUAAUGUUUAUAAAUUAUGAAAAAAAAUUAAAAUUUUAUUUAUUAAUUAUUGAAAUAUUCACUAGGAGAUGAAUAACUAAGUGUUAUAAAGGGCACAUGUUCAACAUAUAGAAGCCAACGUGGAAGAAAGCUGGAGAAAGUUGACAGUUUUAGUGAUUAUAUGUGUAGAUAUAUAAAUAGCUUUGAUAUUCUUAAGAUAAAUUUCUACAUUUUUAUUAUAUAUUAAUCAGUAUAUGUCAGAACUUUAACAAAUAUUAGUUUAAAAAUAGUAAAAGAUUCAGAAUGUUCUAAUAUUAUGAAAUAUCCAACAAUUAAUCUUAUCAUGCCUAAAAUAUAACACAUUCACUUACUAGUGCAAGAAUCUGAGGAUAUCAAAGGAAACAAAAAUCAUAUCUUUCUAAUAAAUGCAAAGUCUUCAUUACAAUCCACAAUGCAACACAACUUAUUGUUAUUAUAUAUAAUCCUUAAUAACACACUAUUAUUUACAACACAACUAUUGUAUAUCAUUUAGUCCAAUAGUCAUAUAUCUUUGUGUGCUAACUCAUGGCAGGUACUGAUCUAUAUCCAGAUGCCCCGUUCGACCCAAAGAGCGAAAGGAACAUCUUCAUUACGUUGACAGAAUCAGAGAUAGGUUUAAGUAAUACGAUAACGAUGUCGAAAGAGUUACUAGAAGCAAAUGUAUUUAUUUAUCUUCCUAGCAAGGAUGUCACAGGAUUGAUACAACACAACGAGGCAAUUCUUAUGGAUGUUUUUGAUUAUGAUACUAAGAUUACAACUACUCAUAUCAUAAGAAAAGAUGGAGAUAAAGAUUUCAAAUUUCAUGGAUGGAAUACGGUACUCCAAGGAAAACAUUUCAGGACAGGUGAUACUAUUGUGUUUUGGUGGGAUGUCUUUCACUUAAGACUUAAUUUCAAGCAAUUCAUGUUUUCUUUUGUAUAAAUACAUUCCUAUUCGCUGCUUCAUUUAAUGUUGUUGUUUUCUAUUUGAAUUAUGUUUCCAAAGCUCAUGUUGUAAUUCAAAAGUUAUAAAUAAAGCCAUUUAGCCUUAAGAUGAUAUUUCUAAUCUAAUUAAGGUAGAGAGUGGAGAGUGGAAACAACCGUCUUUUGUUGUUCACAUGAAUGCAGAGUUACCGAUUUGGUUUGCGGAGUCUUCAUGAAUUUGUUUAUGUUGAUGAAAAAAAACAAUAAUAAUAAAAAGGUGUUAAAAAAUUUGUGCUUUCGUAAAGAGAGCUAAAUAAAUCCCAAUUAAAACAAAAAUAUAUUUGACAUUUUAUCCAUCAAAAUAUGUAUUUAGUAUUUAUGAGAAAAGAAAAGGUAAAUCAAAGUUUUGAAAUAUAAACAAUUGUAUAAAAAAUUUAAGUGAAACAAUUGUAUCAAUUUGUGAGUUUGUACUAAUAAGUGACAUUGCCUGUUAAGAUUUUGGAUCCUGGAAAAUCCCCUAUAUAUUAAUUGAGGAUCAUUAAAAAAGUUGUAAUCUUAAGUUUGUACUAAUUAAAAAGUUAGGUUACGUGGCAACUUAAGAAUCAAUUGAAAAAUAUUGGUCUACAUCCAAUUACUAGAGGACAUUAUAUUAACCCAAAAUAUAAAAAAAAAGUGUAUUCUUUCUUUCAAUAAAAGCUAUGAAACUUUCUAAUAUGAUUAACAUAUAUAUCGCAAUUAAUGACUAUAAAUAAUAAAUAGUUGAUAAAAAAAAUUGCGACAACGACGCUGGUCUAUGCAGCAGUGAAUGGAUUUACUCUUGGUCUCCCAAAUUUCACUCAUUUGUCACACCGUAAUCACAGUUUGAGACUCAUGGCGAUGUUAUUGGAUUUUUGGUUGUACAAAAUUUAGGUAAUUUAAUUCGAACUUAUUUUGCUUGGCUGAUUGAAGGAUCUUAGCAACCUCAUUUCUCGAACAUGUAUAAACUAUAUAUUAACUAUACUAAGUAGAUUAAAAAGGUCAAACCUAAAACCCACAUAUAUAACUAAAAACGUCAAACCUCAAACCAAUUAGUGAUAAGUUGAUUAACAAAUUUUUUAUAUAUAUUUUAAGAAUACCAAGUUGAUUGUAUUAGUUAGGAAAACUUCAAACCCCGGAAAUUGAAUUACAAAAAUUGAACUUUGGUUUUGUUUUGUGUUACUAAAUAAUCUAAAUCAAAUAAAUAAGAGAUUCCUUGGUAGAUUAUUUACCAUUAAUAAUGUUUAUAAAUUAUGAAAAAAAAUUAAAAUUUUAUUUAUUAAUUAUUGAAAUAUUCACUAGGAGAUGAAUAACUAAGUGUUAUAAAGGGCACAUGUUCAACAUAUAGAAGCCAACGUGGAAGAAAGCUGGAGAAAGUUGACAGUUUUAGUGAUUAUAUGUGUAGAUAUAUAAAUAGCUUUGAUAUUCUUAAGAUAAAUUUCUACAUUUUUAUUAUAUAUUAAUCAGUAUAUGUCAGAACUUUAACAAAUAUUAGUUUAAAAAUAGUAAAAGAUUCAGAAUGUUCUAAUAUUAUGAAAUAUCCAACAAUUAAUCUUAUCAUGCCUAAAAUAUAACACAUUCACUUACUAGUGCAAGAAUCUGAGGAUAUCAAAGGAAACAAAAAUCAUAUCUUUCUAAUAAAUGCAAAGUCUUCAUUACAAUCCACAAUGCAACACAACUUAUUGUUAUUAUAUAUAAUCCUUAAUAACACACUAUUAUUUACAACACAACUAUUGUAUAUCAUUUAGUCCAAUAGUCAUAUAUCUUUGUGUGCUAACUCAUGGCAGGUACUGAUCUAUAUCCAGAUGCCCCGUUCGACCCAAAGAGCGAAAGGAACAUCUUCAUUACGUUGACAGAAUCAGAGAUAGGUUUAAGUAAUACGAUAACGAUGUCGAAAGAGUUACUAGAAGCAAAUGUAUUUAUUUAUCUUCCUAGCAAGGAUGUCACAGGAUUGAUACAACACAACGAGGCAAUUCUUAUGGAUGUUUUUGAUUAUGAUACUAAGAUUACAACUACUCAUAUCAUAAGAAAAGAUGGAGAUAAAGAUUUCAAAUUUCAUGGAUGGAAUACGGUACUCCAAGGAAAACAUUUCAGGACAGGUGAUACUAUUGUGUUUUGGUGGGAUGUCUUUCACUUAAGACUUAAUUUCAAGCAAUUCAUGUUUUCUUUUGUAUAAAUACAUUCCUAUUCGCUGCUUCAUUUAAUGUUGUUGUUUUCUAUUUGAAUUAUGUUUCCAAAGCUCAUGUUGUAAUUCAAAAGUUAUAAAUAAAGCCAUUUAGCCUUAAGAUGAUAUUUCUAAUCUAAUUAAGGUAGAGAGUGGAGAGUGGAAACAACCGUCUUUUGUUGUUCACAUGAAUGCAGAGUUACCGAUUUGGUUUGCGGAGUCUUCAUGAAUUUGUUUAUGUUGAUGAAAAAAAACAAUAAUAAUAAAAAGGUGUUAAAAAAUUUGUGCUUUCGUAAAGAGAGCUAAAUAAAUCCCAAUUAAAACAAAAAUAUAUUUGACAUUUUAUCCAUCAAAAUAUGUAUUUAGUAUUUAUGAGAAAAGAAAAGGUAAAUCAAAGUUUUGAAAUAUAAACAAUUGUAUAAAAAAUUUAAGUGAAACAAUUGUAUCAAUUUGUGAGUUUGUACUAAUAAGUGACAUUGCCUGUUAAGAUUUUGGAUCCUGGAAAAUCCCCUAUAUAUUAAUUGAGGAUCAUUAAAAAAGUUGUAAUCUUAAGUUUGUACUAAUUAAAAAGUUAGGUUACGUGGCAACUUAAGAAUCAAUUGAAAAAUAUUGGUCUACAUCCAAUUACUAGAGGACAUUAUAUUAACCCAAAAUAUAAAAAAAAGUGUAUUCUUUCUUUCAAUAAAAGCUAUGAAACUUUCUAAUAUGAUUAACAUAUAUAUCGCAAUUAAUGACUAUAAAUAAUAAAUAGUUGAUAAAAAAAAUUGCGACAACGACGCUGGUCUAUGCAGCAGUGAAUGGAUUUACUCUUGGUCUCCCAAAUUUCACUCAUUUGUCACACCGUAAUCACAGUUUGAGACUCAUGGCGAUGUUAUUGGAUUUUUGGUUGUACAAAAUUUAGGUAAUUUAAUUCGAACUUAUUUUGCUUGGCUGAUUGAAGGAUCUUAGCAACCUCAUUUCUCGAACAUGUAUAAACUAUAUAUUAACUAUACUAAGUAGAUUAAAAAGGUCAAACCUAAAACCCACAUAUAUAACUAAAAACGUCAAACCUCAAACCAAUUAGUGAUAAGUUGAUUAACAAAUUUUUUAUAUAUAUUUUAAGAAUACCAAGUUGAUUGUAUUAGUUAGGAAAACUUCAAACCCCGGAAAUUGAAUUACAAAAAUUGAACUUUGGUUUUGUUUUGUGUUACUAAAUAAUCUAAAUCAAAUAAAUAAGAGAUUCCUUGGUAGAUUAUUUACCAUUAAUAAUGUUUAUAAAUUAUGAAAAAAAAUUAAAAUUUUAUUUAUUAAUUAUUGAAAUAUUCACUAGGAGAUGAAUAACUAAGUGUUAUAAAGGGCACAUGUUCAACAUAUAGAAGCCAACGUGGAAGAAAGCUGGAGAAAGUUGACAGUUUUAGUGAUUAUAUGUGUAGAUAUAUAAAUAGCUUUGAUAUUCUUAAGAUAAAUUUCUACAUUUUUAUUAUAUAUUAAUCAGUAUAUGUCAGAACUUUAACAAAUAUUAGUUUAAAAAUAGUAAAAGAUUCAGAAUGUUCUAAUAUUAUGAAAUAUCCAACAAUUAAUCUUAUCAUGCCUAAAAUAUAACACAUUCACUUACUAGUGCAAGAAUCUGAGGAUAUCAAAGGAAACAAAAAUCAUAUCUUUCUAAUAAAUGCAAAGUCUUCAUUACAAUCCACAAUGCAACACAACUUAUUGUUAUUAUAUAUAAUCCUUAAUAACACACUAUUAUUUACAACACAACUAUUGUAUAUCAUUUAGUCCAAUAGUCAUAUAUCUUUGUGUGCUAACUCAUGGCAGGUACUGAUCUAUAUCCAGAUGCCCCGUUCGACCCAAAGAGCGAAAGGAACAUCUUCAUUACGUUGACAGAAUCAGAGAUAGGUUUAAGUAAUACGAUAACGAUGUCGAAAGAGUUACUAGAAGCAAAUGUAUUUAUUUAUCUUCCUAGCAAGGAUGUCACAGGAUUGAUACAACACAACGAGGCAAUUCUUAUGGAUGUUUUUGAUUAUGAUACUAAGAUUACAACUACUCAUAUCAUAAGAAAAGAUGGAGAUAAAGAUUUCAAAUUUCAUGGAUGGAAUACGGUACUCCAAGGAAAACAUUUCAGGACAGGUGAUACUAUUGUGUUUUGGUGGGAUGUCUUUCACUUAAGACUUAAUUUCAAGCAAUUCAUGUUUUCUUUUGUAUAAAUACAUUCCUAUUCGCUGCUUCAUUUAAUGUUGUUGUUUUCUAUUUGAAUUAUGUUUCCAAAGCUCAUGUUGUAAUUCAAAAGUUAUAAAUAAAGCCAUUUAGCCUUAAGAUGAUAUUUCUAAUCUAAUUAAGGUAGAGAGUGGAGAGUGGAAACAACCGUCUUUUGUUGUUCACAUGAAUGCAGAGUUACCGAUUUGGUUUGCGGAGUCUUCAUGAAUUUGUUUAUGUUGAUGAAAAAAAACAAUAAUAAUAAAAAGGUGUUAAAAAAUUUGUGCUUUCGUAAAGAGAGCUAAAUAAAUCCCAAUUAAAACAAAAAUAUAUUUGACAUUUUAUCCAUCAAAAUAUGUAUUUAGUAUUUAUGAGAAAAGAAAAGGUAAAUCAAAGUUUUGAAAUAUAAACAAUUGUAUAAAAAAUUUAAGUGAAACAAUUGUAUCAAUUUGUGAGUUUGUACUAAUAAGUGACAUUGCCUGUUAAGAUUUUGGAUCCUGGAAAAUCCCCUAUAUAUUAAUUGAGGAUCAUUAAAAAAGUUGUAAUCUUAAGUUUGUACUAAUUAAAAAGUUAGGUUACGUGGCAACUUAAGAAUCAAUUGAAAAAUAUUGGUCUACAUCCAAUUAUAGAGGACAUUAUAUUAACCCAAAAUAUAAAAAAAAGUGUAUUCUUUCUUUCAAUAAAAGCUAUGAAACUUUCUAAUAUGAUUAACAUAUAUAUCGCAAUUAAUGACUAUAAAUAAUAAAUAGUUGAUAAAAAAAAUUGCGACGACGACGCUGGUCUAUGCAGCAGUGAAUGGAUUUACUCUUGGUCUCCCAAAUUUCACUCAUUUGUCACACCGUAAUCACAGUUUGAGACUCAUGGCGAUGUUAUUGGAUUUUUGGUUGUACAAAAUUUAGGUAAUUUAAUUCGAACUUAUUUUGCUUGGCUGAUUGAAGGAUCUUAGCAACCUCAUUUCUCGAACAUGUAUAAACUAUAUAUUAACUAUACUAAGUAGAUUAAAAAGGUCAAACCUAAAACCCACAUAUAUAACUAAAAACGUCAAACCUCAAACCAAUUAGUGAUAAGUUGAUUAACAAAUUUUUUAUAUAUAUUUUAAGAAUACCAAGUUGAUUGUAUUAGUUAGGAAAACUUCAAACCCCGGAAAUUGAAUUACAAAAAUUGAACUUUGGUUUUGUUUUGUGUUACUAAAUAAUCUAAAUCAAAUAAAUAAGAGAUUCCUUGGUAGAUUAUUUACCAUUAAUAAUGUUUAUAAAUUAUGAAAAAAAAUUAAAAUUUUAUUUAUUAAUUAUUGAAAUAUUCACUAGGAGAUGAAUAACUAAGUGUUAUAAAGGGCACAUGUUCAACAUAUAGAAGCCAACGUGGAAGAAAGCUGGAGAAAGUUGACAGUUUUAGUGAUUAUAUGUGUAGAUAUAUAAAUAGCUUUGAUAUUCUUAAGAUAAAUUUCUACAUUUUUAUUAUAUAUUAAUCAGUAUAUGUCAGAACUUUAACAAAUAUUAGUUUAAAAAUAGUAAAAGAUUCAGAAUGUUAUAAUAUUAUGAAAUAUCCAACAAUUAAUCUUAUCAUGCCUAAAAUAUAACACAUUCACUUACUAGUGCAAGAAUCUGAGGAUAUCAAAGGAAACAAAAAUCAUAUCUUUCUAAUAAAUGCAAAGUCUUCAUUACAAUCCACAAUGCAACACAACUUAUUGUUAUUAUAUAUAAUCCUUAAUAACACACUAUUAUUUACAACACAACUAUUGUAUAUCAUUUAGUCCAAUAGUCAUAUAUCUUUGUGUGCUAACUCAUGGCAGGUACUGAUCUAUAUCCAGAUGCCCCGUUCGACCCAAAGAGCGAAAGGAACAUCUUCAUUACGUUGACAGAAUCAGAGAUAGGUUUAAGUAAUACGAUAACGAUGUCGAAAGAGUUACUAGAAGCAAAUGUAUUUAUUUAUCUUCCUAGCAAGGAUGUCACAGGAUUGAUACAACACAACGAGGCAAUUCUUAUGGAUGUUUUUGAUUAUGAUACUAAGAUUACAACUACUCAUAUCAUAAGAAAAGAUGGAGAUAAAGAUUUCAAAUUUCAUGGAUGGAAUACGGUACUCCAAGGAAAACAUUUCAGGACAGGCGAUACUAUUGUGUUUUGGUGGGAUGUCUUUCACUUAAGACUUAAUUUCAAGCAAUUCAUGUUUUCUUUUGUAUAAAUACAUUCCUAUUCGCUGCUUCAUUUAAUGUUGUUGUUUUCUAUUUGAAUUAUGUUUCCAAAGCUCAUGUUGUAAUUCAAAAGUUAUAAAUAAAGCCAUUUAGCCUUAAGAUGAUAUUUCUAAUCUAAUUAAGGUAGAGAGUGGAGAGUGGAAGCAACAGUCUUUUGUUGUUCACAUGGAUGCAGAGUUACCGAUUUGGUUUGCAGAGUCUUCAUGAAUUUGUUUAUGUUGAUGAAAAAAAAACAAUAAUAAUAAAAAAGUGUUAAAAUUUUGUGCUUUCGUAAAGAGAGCUAAAUAAAUCCCAAUUAAAACAAAAAUAUAUAUGACAUUUUAUCCAUCAAAAUAUGUAUUUAGUAUUUAUGAGAAAAGAAAAGGUAAAUUAAAGUUUUGAAAUAUAAACAAUUGUAUAAAAAAUUUAAGUGAAACAAUUGUAUCAAUUUGUGAGUUUGUACUAAUAAGUGACAUUGCCUGUUAAGAUUUUGGAUCCUGAAAAAUCCCCUAUAUAUUAAUUGAGGAUCAUUAAAAAAGUUGUAAUCUUAAGUUUGUACUAAUUAAAAAGUUAGGUUACGUGGCAGCUUAAGAAUAAAUUAAAAAAUAUUGGUCUAAAUCCAAUUAUUAGAGGACAUUAUACUAAUCCAAAAUAUAAAAAAAAGUGUAUUCUUUCUUUCAAUAAAAGCUAUGAAAUUUUCUAAUAUGAUUAACAUAUAUAUCAAAAUUAAUGACUAUAAAUAAUAAAUAUUUGAUAAAAAAAAAAUUGCGACGACGACGCUGGUCUAUGCAGCAGUGAAUGGAUUUACUCUUGGUCCCCCAAAUUUCACUCAUUUGUCACACCGUAAUCACAGAUUGAGACUCAUGGCGAUGUUAUUGGAUUUUUGGUUGUACAAAAUUUAGGUAAUUUAAUUCGAACUUAUUUUGCUUGGCUGAUUGAAGGAUCUUAGCAACCUCAUUUCUCGAACAUGUAUAAACUAUAUAUUAACUAUACAAAGUAGAUUAAAAAGGUCAAACCUAAAACCCACAUAUAUAACUAAAAACGUCAAACCUCAAACCAAUUAGUGAUAAGUUGAUUAACAAAUUUUUUAUAUAUAUUUUAAGAAUACCAAGUUGAUUGUAUUAGUUAGGAAAACUUCAAACCCCGGAAAUUGAAUUACAAAAAUUGAACUUUGGUUUUGUUUUGUGUUACUAAAUAAUCUAAAUCAAAUAAAAAAGAGAUUCCUUGGUAGAUUAUUUACCAUUAAUAAUGUUUAUAAAUUAUGAAAAAAAUUAAAAUUUUAUUUAUUAAUUAUUGAAAUAUUCACUAGGAGAUGAAUAACUAACUAUUAUAAAGGUCACAUGUUCAACAUAUAGAAGCCAACGUGGAAGAAAGCAGGAGAAAGUUGACAGUUUUAGUGAUUAUAUGUGUAGAUAUAUAAAUAGCUUUGAUAUUCUUAAGAUAAAUUUCUACAUUUUUAUUAUAUAUUAAUCAGUAUAUGUCAGUUUUUUAACAAAUAUUAGUUUAAAAAUAGUAAAAGAUUCAGAAUGUUAUAAUAUUAUGAAAUAUCCAACAAUUAAUCUUAUCAUGCCUAAAAUAUAACACAUUCACUUACUAGUGCAAGAAUCUGAGGAUAUCAAUGGAAACAAAAAUCAUAUCUUUCUAAUAAAUGCAAAGUCUUCAUUACAAUCCACAAUGCAACACAACUUAUUGUUAUUAUAUAUAAUCCUUAAUAACACACUAUUAUUUACAACACAACUAUUGUAUAUCAUUUAGUCCAAUAGUCAUAUAUCUUUGUGUGCUAACUCAUGGCAGGUACUGAUCUAUAUCCAGAUGCCCCGUUCGACCCAAAGAGGGAAAGGAACAUCUUCAUUACGUUGACAGAAUCAGAGAUAGGUUUAAGUAAUACGAUAACGAUGUCGAAAGAGUUACUAGAAGCAAAUGUAUUUAUUUAUCUUCCUAGCAAGGAUGUCACAGGAUUGAUACAACACAACGAGGCAAUUCUUAUGGAUGUUUUUGAUUAUGAUACUAAGAUUACAACUACUCAUAUCAUAAGAAAAGAUGGAGAUAAAGAUUUCAAAUUUCAUGGAUGGAAUACGGUACUCCAAGGAAAACAUUUCAGGACAGGUGAUACUAUUGUGUUUUGGUGGGAUGUCUUUCACUUAAGACUUAAUUUCAAGCAAUUCAUGUUUUCUUUUGUAUAAAUACAUUCCUAUUCGCUGCUUCAUUUAAUGUUGUUGUUUUCUAUUUGAAUUAUGUUUCCAAAGCUCAUGUUGUAAUUCAAAAGUUAUAAAUAAAGCCAUUUAGCCUUAAGAUGAUAUUUCUAAUCUAAUUAAGGUAGAGAGUGGAGAGUGGAAACAACCGUCUUUUGUUGUUCACAUGAAUGCAGAGUUACCGAUUUGGUUUGCGGAGUCUUCAUGAAUUUGUUUAUGUUGAUGAAAAAAAACAAUAAUAAUAAAAAGGUGUUAAAAAUUUGUGCUUUCGUAAAGAGAGCUAAAUAAAUCCCAAUUAAAACAAAAAUAUAUUUGACAUUUUAUCCAUCAAAAUAUGUAUUUAGUAUUUAUGAGAAAAGAAAAGGUAAAUCAAAGUUUUGAAAUAUAAACAAUUGUAUAAAAAAUUUAAGUGAAACAAUUGUAUCAAUUUGUGAGUUUGUACUAAUAAGUGACAUUGCCUGUUAAGAUUUUGGAUCCUGGAAAAUCCCCUAUAUAUUAAUUGAGGAUCAUUAAAAAAGUUAUAAUCUUAAGUUUGUACUACUUAAAAAGUUAGGUUACGUGGCAGUUUAAGAAUCAAUUGAAAAAUAUUGGUCUAAAUCCAAUUAUUAGAGGACACUAUAUUAACCCAAAAUAUAAAAAAAAGUGUAUUCUUUCUUUCAAUAAAAGCUAUGAAAUUUUCUAAUAUGAUUAACAUAUAUAUAUCGCAAUUAAUGACUAUAAAUAAUAAAUAUUUGAUAAAAAAAAAUUGCGACGACGACGCUGGUCUAUGCAGCAGUGGAUGGAUUUACUCUUGGUCCCUCAAAUUUCACUCAUUUGUCACACCGUAAUCACAGAUUGGGACUCAUGGCGAUGUUAUUGGAUUUUUGGUUGUACAAUAUUUAGGUAAUUUAAUUCAAACUUAUUUUGCUUGGCUGAUUGAAGGAUCUUAGCAACCUCAUUUCUCGAACAUGUAUAAACUAUAUAUUAACUAUACUAAGUAGAUUAAAAAGGUCAAACCUAAAACUCACAUAUAUAACUAAAAACGUCAAACCUCAAACCAAUUAGUGAUAAGUUGAUUAACAAAUUUUUUAUAUAUAUUUUAAGAAUACCAAGUUGAUUGUAUUAGUUAGGAAAACUUCAAACCCCGGAAAUUGAAUUACAAAAAUUGAACUUUGGCUUUUUUUUUGUGUUAUUAAAUAAUCUAAAUCAAAUAAAUAAGAGAUUCUUUGGUAGAUUAUUUACCAUUAAUAAUGUUUAUAAAUUAUGAAAAAAAAUUAAAAUUUUAUUUAUUAAUUAUUGAAAUAUUCACUAGGAGAUGAAUAACUAACUGUUAUAAAGGAAACAUGUUCAACAUAUAGAAGCCAACGUGGAAGAAAGGUGGAGAAAGUUGACAGUUUUAGUGAUUAUAUGUGUAGAUAUAUAAAUAGCUUUGAUAUUCUUAAGAUAAAUUUCUACAUUUUUAUUAUAUAUUAAUCAGUAUAUGUCAGAACUUUAACAAAUAUUAGUUUAAAAAUAGUAAAAGAUUCAGAAUGUUAUAAUAUUAUGAAAUAUCCAACAAUUAAUCUUAUCAUGCCUAAAAUAUAACACAUUCACUUACUAGUGAAAGAAUCUGAGGAUAUCAAUGGAAACAAAAAUCAUAUCUUUCUAAUAAAUGCAAAGUCUUUAUUACAAUCCACAAUGCAACACAACUUAUUGUUAUUAUAUAUAAUCCUUAAUAACACACUAUUAUUUACAACACAAAUAUUGUAUAUCAUUUAGUCCAAUAGUCAUAUAUCUUUGUGUGCUAACUCAUGGCAGGUACUGAUCUAUAUCCAGAUGCGCCGUUCGACCCAAAGAGCGAAAGGAACAUUUUCAUUACGUUGACAGAAUCAGAGAUAGGUUUAAGUAAUACGAUAACGAUGUCGAAAGAGUUACUAGAAGCAAACGUAUUUAUUUAUCUUCCUAGCAAGGAUGUCACAGGAUUGAUACAACACAACGAGGCAAUUCUUAUGGAUGUUUUUGAUUAUGAUACUAAGAUUACAACUACUCAUAUCAUAAGAAAAGAUGGAGAUAAAGAUUUCAAAUUUCAUGGAUGGAAUACUGUACUCCAAGGAAAACAUUUCAGGACAGACGAUACUAUUGUGUUUUGGUGGGAUGUCUUUCACUUAAGACUUAAUUUCAAGCAAUUCAUGUUUUCUUUUGUAUAAAUACAUUCCUAUUCGCUGCUUCAUUUAAUGUUGUUGUUUUCUAUUUGAAUUAUGUUUCCAAAGCUCAUGUUGUAAUUCAAAAGUUAUAAAUAAAGCCAUUUAGCCUUAAGAUGAUAUUUCUAAUCUAAUUAAGGUAGAGAGUGGAGAGUGGAAACAACCGUCUUUUGUUGUUCACAUGGAUGCAGAGUUACCGAUUUGGUUUGCAGAGUCUUCAUGAAUUUGUUUAUGUUGAUGAAAAAAAAACAAUAAUAAUAAAAAAGUGUUAAAAAUUUGUGCUUUCGUAAAGAGAGCUAAAUAAAUCCCAAUUAAAACAAAAAUAUAUUUGACAUUUUAUCCAUCAAAAUAUGUAUUUAGUAUUUAUGAGAAAAGAAAAGGUAAAUCAAAGUUUUGAAAUAUAAACAAUUGUAUAAAAAAUUUAAGUGAAACAAUUGUAUCAAUUUGUGAGUUUGUACUAAUAAGUGACAUUGCCUGUUAAGAUUUUGGAUCCUGGAAAAUCCCCUAUAUAUUAAUUGAGGAUCAUUAAAAAAGUUGUAAUCUUAAGUUUGUACUAAUUAAAAAGUUAGGUUACGUGGCAGCUUAAGAAUCAAUUGAAAAAUAUUGGUCUAAAUCCAAUUAUUAGAGGACACUAUAUUAACCCAAAAUAUAAAAAAAAGUGUAUUCUUUCUUUCAUUAAAAGCUAUGAAAUUUUCUAAUAUGAUUAACAUAUAUAUCGCAAUUAAUGACUAUAAAUAAUAAAUAUUUGAU